Messenger RNA from Gorilla gorilla gorilla (western lowland gorilla), 5188 nucleotides. RefSeq names its product zinc finger protein 580 (gene ZNF580). The transcript is spliced from 3 exons. The record is from RefSeq and is a predicted model, not a curated record. NCBI's taxonomy places the organism in Eukaryota, Metazoa, Chordata, Mammalia, Primates, Hominidae. Gene Ontology annotation, molecular function: RNA polymerase II cis-regulatory region sequence-specific DNA binding; DNA-binding transcription factor activity, RNA polymerase II-specific. Bases 4228 to 4746 code for a protein of 172 amino acids. Gene Ontology annotation, biological process: regulation of transcription by RNA polymerase II.
GUCACUGCGGCCGCUUCCGGACGUGAAAGUUUGCUGCGUAGGGAUAGGGAGACCGGGCCGGAUUGCGGGGAGUGAGCAGGUUCAGCAGUGACGGAAUUCUUAAGAGUCCUGCCCAAGUGAGGGACUUGGGGUGUGGGACAGAGUGGCCCCCAGGGCAGUGGGCGUUGGAAACUGAGAGGCCCUGCGAAGGAGGCUUGGGGAGGGGCUACGGUGACCAGGGGGCGAGGUAUAGGAAGAGGAGAGCGGAAAGCCUUGAGAGUGGGCUUCUUGGAUCCCAAUUGCCCCAGAGGCACAGGCCUGGGCAUCACUGUAUUAUUUCCCGAGGGGAGAAGGGGCUAUUUCCCAUGGGAAGACAAAGUGGGAUGAAUAGUGGACCUUGAGAAGAGGGGGUGGCCAGGAAAAGGUUCCUGAAGGAGGCAGGACCCAGACUGCAGGCUGGGGAGGGUUUGGGCAGCCAGAGGGAGGUGAGGGUGCUGGAGCAGGGGUCAAUCGGUCACUCCGGCCGGAGAUCUGAGUGGCCUCUGCCCCAUCUGCGCUGUGGAGUGCAUCUGAUUGCCAGCCUCGCUGGACCGUUGAGAGGAUUCAUCGAGACCCUGGAUAUGAAUAUGCAGUGUGAACUGAAGUUUGGGGACAUGAGUAAUCAGUCACAGUGGCCCAAGAUUUGAGGUGUAAAUGGAGAAGUCAGAAUGAUUCGCUGCAGCUGUCUGGAACAGGUUGGGUGAGGGCAAGGGUGGGAAAGGUGGCUGAGGCCAGGUUGUGAGAGGCCUUUCAUGGCAGGCUGAGGGGGUUAUACUAUAGGGAGGAUUUUAAGCAGAGGAGCUGGUGGACUGGUGAGCAGGGCAUAUAGGUGACACCAAGCCAACUUGAGAGGUCAGAAUACAUGAUUCCAGAAGGCUAAGGAGAAGGCUGCCAGUAGAGUAAAGGGGAAGAAUUCCCAGGGCGAGGAAAACACAUAAGCCUUUGCGUGUGGAGCUGUGUAAAUCCAAGGUCUGGCCAGGGGGGCUGUGAGAUGCCGUGUGUGCUUGGAGCACGGGAAUGAGAAGUGAGGUGAGGAAGUGGCUGGGCCACCUCACAAAGGGCCUCAAAUUCUAGGCUGAGAAACUCAGACUUGGUCCUGAGGGUAAAGGGGGCCGGAGAAUGUUAUGCAUGGUGCUGAAGUUGCAUUCAACACAGCUGUGAGAAGCAUCUGUCAGGGUCAGGCCAGUGUGGGAGGGGAACUGGAGGCCAGUGUACCAGAUAUGGUGGUCCAGGUGAGAAGGAAGGGGCCAGAACUUGGCUUGGAGAACGGAGGUCAGUGCCCUCAGGGGGUGGAGGUGAUGGAACUUGGUGCUUGUCUGGCUUUGGGGAGUGAGGGAGUGGGUGGAAAUGGGGAUGUUCAAAGUUCUAGAUGGUGUGGCUUCCUCAUGACCAUGUCUUGUGGUUGAGCAGGGGUUCUCUUUGGUGGGGAGCUGGGUAGGGAGGUAAUGCUUCACUUUUGGAUGGGGCAAUCAAAUUCAUUCAUGUAUUCAUUCAACCAGUAUCGAAUUGAUUCCUCACCCUUUCCUGAAAGACCUUUGAUAGAUUCUGAGGGUAGAAUGUUGACCAGGAUGAAGCUGGGCCUUGGAGAGUGGGGAAGGCAGGCAAUAACACAGCAGGCAGUAGAUCAACGAGGCCAUAUCAUGGAUUGUGCUGUGGGAUGUGAAGGAAAUGAACAGACGGAGGACGCAGAGCAGGGCACCUCGAGCUACCAUGGUCACUAAAGGCUGCUAUGACCAAGUGUUCUGUGAGCUGAAACCUGAAGGCCAGGAAGGAGUCACUCUUGUGAGGGGCUGAAAGGAACAUCACAGAGAGGGGAGGAGCUAGCACAAAGGCUCUCCAGAUGGGCGAGGCUGGUGCACUGGGCAAGGGAAAGCCAGCACCAUGGUGCCCAGAAGGGAAGGCAGCUGGGGGGCCAGUCUACGCAGGGCCUUGCAGAGUGUCUGGGUUUACUCUAAGGGCAGAGGGGAAGGUUUUGAUCAUAACACACUGCAGUCUGAAACUCCUGGGCUCAGGCAAUCCUGUCUCAGCUUCCUGGGUAGUUGGGACUGUAGGCAGGCGCCACCACCUCUGCCUAAUUAUUAUUAUCAUUUUUUUUGGAGAGACAGGGUCUCAAUAUGUUGCUGUGUCCCAGAGGGGAAGGUUUUCAGUCAGGGAAUGAUUCUGUGAGCUUAAAAAAUCACUUGGAAAUUGCCAUAGGGAAGGGAGGGAGAAGGCCAGGCAUGGUGGCUCACGCCUAUAAUCCCAGGACUUUGGGAGGCUGAGGCAGGCGGAUCGCUUGAGGCCAGGAGCUCGAGACCAGUCUGGGCAACAGGGUAAAACCCUGUCUCUUCUAAAAUUACAAAAAAUUAGCCAGCCAUGGUGGUGCACGCCUGUAAUCCCAGCUACUCAGGAGGCUGAGGCGGGAGAAUCGCUUGAACCUGGGAGGUGGAGGCUGCAGUGAGCUGAGAUCGUGCCAUUGUACUCAAGCCUGGGCGACAGAGUGAGACUCUGUCUGAAAAAAGACACAGCAACAAAAAAAAACGAGAGGGGAGGGAGAGAGUGAUGGAGGGGGAGGCUGCUGCUGCUAUAAGCUGGGGCUAAAUGGUGGUGGUUUGCGCUGGGGUGGCAGCGGCGAUGGUGGGAUUAUAGGGAAGUGUGUGGCUUGCUGACAGGGGUCAUGUGCACUGACCCGGUGUGGGCAGAGGCAGGUGCUGUCCUGGCCAUCCCACCUGCGGAUGUGUGACCUCAGGCCAAUCACACGAUCUCUUUGAGCUCUGCUUCCCUCAUCUGUAAAACAGGGAUCCUCAUGGAUCCCUUGUAGCUUUCCUUGUAGCUCUGCCCUGAGGAUGCUGUGCGUUUAGCAAUGGCUGUUCCCGAGUGAGGGCUCAAUAAAUGUUGCUUAUUGUUGUCAUUAUUUCUGGGGAUAGUGGGGGUGGGGAUUGUGGCCACUACAGUGCCACUAGUUACAUGGUCUGAAACUCAGGAGAGGGAUUGUGUUAGUCUCAUUGUGUCUCUAUGAGUGAAUACCUGAGGCUGCGUAAUUUAUCAACAAAAGAAGUUUAAUUGGCUCACGGUUCUGCAGGCUAUACAGGACGUGUGGUCCUGGCAGCUGCUUCUGGCGAGGGCUUCAGGAAGCUUACAAUCAUGGUGAAAGCUGCACCUGCAGAUGCUGCUGCUGCCGCCCUCCUGCGAGGCCGUGGCGCCACGUGGCUGGAGGAGGAGCUGCAGCUGUCCCGAGUGCUGCCGCGUGUGCAGCUCUCCAGCGCGGCUGCAGCGCCACCGCGCGUUGAUUUCGACGCCGGAGUCCUUCGCAUGCGCAGCCAGCGCCGGGGCCUCAAGUGCCCCAGGACCUGGCGCAGCCCGCGAGCCCGCAUCAGGCUUCCAGUGGGCCCCGUGGGCAGUGCCAGCCUUUCCCACCUCCGCAUCUGGCAAAGCCUGGCCUUCGCUGCGCUUCGGUGUCGCCACGUGCCUUCUGGAAAUAUCACACCUCCCCACCUGCGCAUGUAGCCGUCUGGCCCUCUGUGGGCCUUGGUUCCCCCAUGUGCCCCGUGGAAAGAACACACCUUCCCCAACUAUCUGGCAGCGUCUGGCCUUCUCCGGGCCUCGGCCUCCCCAUUUGCUGGGUGGAGAAUCACGGCCCGGCCACAUCGGAGCCAAUGGCUGGUCUCUGGACCUCGGUCUCCACAUUUGCUCAGCCGGCAGGAACAUCCCUUCUCCCGCCCUCUACCUCGGUGGGUGGCCACGGCCGAGCAGGCAGCGACGGCCCAGUGGAAAGAGGACAAACCCUUGUGGGCCUUAGGGCGAAGACGUAACUUUGCUUAGUCUCGGUUUAUUGGCCGAUUUCUUGUCAAGCGGCGGAAUCGUUCCGUUCGGGAGGUGGGAGGGGAGCGGGGCCGCCGGGGGCGGGCGUCUUCAGUGGACCCCACGCCUCCGGUCCCCUCCCCGCAGGGCGCUCCGCAGAGGCGAGGGGUGGGAGCGCCGGCUCCAGGCGGCGGAACCUCCGCAUUGGGCUCGCGCGCUUCCGGCCGGCGCCUUUUCCCAGGGACUCCGCCAACCCCUCGCGCCCCCGCGCCCGCGCCCCCAGUCCCCGCGUCCCCGGCGCCGCCGGCCCGGAGCUGCCCGGAAGUCUCGGUUCCGCCGCCGGCGCUCACCAGGGGAAGCCCGGGGCCGCCCGGGACCUCGGCCCGUUCCUCCGGACCCGAGAGGCCGCCGUACGGGCUGCCGCUCCAGAUGCUGCUGCUGCCGCCGCGGCCACCCCACCCUCGGUCCUCCUCUCCGGAGGCCAUGGACCCACCGCCCCCCAAGGCUCCCCCUUUCCCCAAGGCGGAAGGCCCCUCCUCCACUCCUUCCUCGGCGGCGGGGCCCCGACCCCCGCGGCUGGGCCGCCACCUCCUCAUCGACGCCAAUGGGGUCCCCUACACAUACACGGUGCAGCUGGAGGAGGAGCCCCGGGGUCCGCCCCAGCGCGAGGCGCCCCCAGGAGAGCCCGGCCCUCGCAAGGGCUACAGCUGCCCGGAGUGCGCCCGUGUCUUUGCCAGCCCUCUGCGGCUGCAGAGCCACCGCGUGUCGCACUCGGACCUCAAGCCCUUCACGUGCGGCGCCUGCGGCAAGGCCUUCAAGCGCUCCAGCCACCUGUCGCGGCAUCGCGCCACGCACCGCGCCCGCGCCGGGCCGCCGCACACCUGCCCGCUCUGCCCACGCCGCUUCCAGGACGCCGCGGAGCUGGCGCAGCACGUGCGCCUCCACUAAGCUCGAGACCCGGCCUGUGCUGCCCUGCCCAUCUCAGGGUCACCAAGUCUGACCCACACAGCGUCACUCACUCCCACACACACCCCCUGGCUCUGCUGAGGUUACUGCCUUACCCUGGGCCUCAGUUUCCCCACCUUCCAAAGGGAGGAGCAUCAUUCCUUCCUUACCCCCUUUCUAGCUGUGUGAUGUAGACCAAAGUCGUUGCCCCUCCCUGGGCCUGGGAACCAGUCGGAACUGGGUUCCAGUCCAGCUGUGCUGUGUGAGCCUGUGCAAGUGACAUGACCUCUCUAAACCUUGGUUUUCUGCUCUCUGGAGCGGUGAACCGGUGGUUGUCUGCGGGGAAGAGAUGAUAAAGAGCACGGGCACGGUCUGGUUCAUUUCUGUAUCUACCCCCUUCCGCCCACGCCCCCGACCCUUUGCUCAAUAAACAUUCCGCACUCCA